Messenger RNA from Egretta garzetta (little egret), 1587 nucleotides. RefSeq names its product CDAN1 interacting nuclease 1 (gene CDIN1). Gene Ontology annotation, biological process: erythrocyte differentiation. NCBI's taxonomy places the organism in Eukaryota, Metazoa, Chordata, Aves, Pelecaniformes, Ardeidae. Gene Ontology annotation, cellular component: cytoplasm; nucleus. The record is from RefSeq and is a predicted model, not a curated record. The transcript has 12 exons. The coding region runs from base 3 to 854 and encodes 283 amino acids.
GCAUGAAGCUGACCAAAGCCCAGUACGAUGAAAUAGCCCAGUUCCUGGGGCACGUGCAGCCCACCCGGCAGAGCCUGAGGAAGCUGAAGGAGAAGUUCCCUAGUCAAUCGCAGUCCACUCUGCUGAGCAUCUUCUCCCAGGAGUACCAGAAACAAAUCAAAAGAACACAUGCCAAGCAUCACACUGCUGAAGCUAUUGAAACUUACUACCAAAGGUACCUGAAUGGGGUGAUGAAAAAUGCAGCUGCCCCUGUAUUACUGGAGCUGGCCAAUGAGGUGGACUUUGCCCCAUCGUUGAUGGCUCGUAUUGUGUUAGAAAGAUUUCUACAAGAAAAAGAACAAGCCAUCCCCUCCAAAACUCUUAUAAAUAGUAUGCUGCGGGACCCUUCUCAGAUUCCAGAUGGAGUUCUAGCAAAUCAAGUCUAUCAGUGUACUGUGAAUGACUGUUGUUAUGGACCACUGGUGGACUGCAUCAAACACGCUAUUGGACAUGAACAUGAAGUCUUGCUGCGAGAAAUGCUCUUGGAAAAAAAUCUCUCUUUCAUAGCUGAAGAUCAGCUUCGUGCAAAAGGUUAUGACAAAACACCAGACUUUAUUUUAGAAGUGCCAGUGGCUGUUGAAGGACACAUAAUUCACUGGAUUGAAAGCAAAGCCUCAUUUGGUGAUGAAAGUAGCCACCAAGCCUACCUGCAGGACCAAUUUUGGAGCUACUGGAACAGAUUUGGCCCUGGAUUAGUCAUCUACUGGUAUGGAUUUAUUGAAGAGCUGGACUGCCAUCGUGAACGUGGUAUCCUGCUAAAAGACUGCUUUCCUACUGACAUUGUGACUCUGCGACACAGCAUGGCUCAACGCUGAUGUUGGGAGGAGGAGGAGGUACUGUAACAUGCAAUUUUCUGGCAUACUGAAGUCCGACAGAACAAUGUGCAGGAGCUCUCUAUGUGGAUUACUUCUGAAGAAGAUUACCGUCCUGGUGUUCAAGAAGGGGAAUAAAAAAAAAAAGGAUAAAACAGUGCUUCAUACUAGAUCAGUUCCACAAGACAAAUAAAGCACACAGAUGGGCAUAUGUUUCCUGCAUACUUAGGUAUUCUUGUAAGAGCAUUGUUUUCCUCUUGUUGGAGCCACCGAGGUCAGAGGUACGUUGAGGUGGGUGUAAGCCCUCCUUGAAGUUUCGAGGAGUUCAAUCUCAUUCUAUUCCCAUCCUCAUUGCCUCUCAGAGGGGCAGUAUCAGGCCUCAGGUUUGUGCUCUCAGUUAGAGGUUUCUUAAUGAUAGCGGCUUAUUGGGCUUGACACUCUUUAAUACUCUUUCUUUUGCUGACUGGCAUCCAGGAAAGGCCAAAAUAUUUUAAAAAGUCAAUGGGAGUUUUGCAUGUAUGCUCACCGUGAUCAGAGUUUCAGAGAAGUUAAGCAGAGGUACAGAUUGUGUUGGAGAAUUAAAGGUGUGAUAACAGUCUCCCUAAAGCACAAGCUGAUAAGCUCUUCCAUAAGGAAAGGGUCUUUAAAACAUUACAGUCCGUAUUCAUCAUCUUUUUCAGUCGAGGUGAUACUUUGUGCGCCUGUAUGAUUUCAAAAAUCACAUGCAGACUUUUUA